UUCCCUGAAAUGAAUAUUCACGACAGUCCUAUUUUUCAACUUGUUGGUGACUACUGUCCCGAGAAGAAAGAGCGCAACUUUUUGUAUCACUGCAGUUCUUGCUAGUAGCUGUCAAUAACUCAUUGGUCAGCAGUGAUUUUGACAUCAAGACUGAUCUAACCAAUUCCAACAGAAGAAGUACUUUUCUGACGUGAGACUAAGGAUGAUUUCGCUGAUCACUGUUCUACUUUCCAUUGAUGCUGCAGCAACUGUCAGUAUUCACAAUAUAGCAAGUCAAUUGAACGAGAAACAAGUGCCAAGUCGUCGUCCCCAAUUACCCGACAACAAAGCUCAAGUGAAGUUGCGUCCUCGUGCUUCUCCUUUCCGUGAGAAAUACAGCUUAAUGAAACCUUAUGCCUCUCCUGUCCUUCCACCUCAAAACAAGGCAUUAGGGUCUUACUCCUAUCCCACAGCUCUUUCCCACCGCCUUCACCCUUUUUAUUCUCAGAACAAGCCAACCCUCAAUGGAGAUUUUGCCCAUCCUCUGUUCGUACCAUCAACUCAAAAUCAUCCAAUGAUCAGCAAUCUACUCCCACCAGACACCAAUCCACACCAGAUCCCUUACUCUUUUCCUUUCCCUGCUUUCAUUCCCAAGAACCACAAAAAGGCAUCUUAUCUUUUUCCUGAAGUGGAACUUUAUCCCCCUUCAGAACACAAAUCGGAAACGGAAUUCUCUCAUUCUUCAGAUCAUGUGACAGAAAUGGAUGUUUAUCCUUCUCUAGAGGACGAGAUAGAGAAAGAAUUUGAUUGUUCCGCAGGGGAUGAAACAGAAAAAGCGAAUUCUUCAGAGAACAAGACACCAAAGAAGUCUUCACAUGAUGCCCAGAUCUUCCAAACACCUUGUUUAGUAGGGUGGGUUUAUAACCGUGACUUAUCUACCUGUUACAGAUACUACCAUACCAAAAAGAACUGGAUUCAAGCUGAGAUAUAUUGUCAAAAGUAUGCACCGGGUGGUCACCUUGCCUCCAUACACUGGGAAGAACACAAUCAGUUCAUCCAAGAUUUGAUAAAACGUAACAACCCAGCACAGACCAGCACUUGGAUUGGUCUAAGCGAUUGCCACAAGGAGGGUGUUUAUCUCUGGACUGAUGGAUCGGCAACUGAUUUCACAAAGUGGAAGCAUGACCAACCUGAGGGUAAAGAAGAGAGGGAAAACUGUGUAAUCACUAAUUCUGAAGGCAUUGGAGGCACAUGGGAUGACAGAGUCUGUUCAGAUGAACUCCCAUUUGUUUGUGGCUACAAAUUCCUUUGAAGUCAAAAUACUCAGUGCAUCAUGAAUCAGACUGAUUUACCGCAAUGCUCAUAACGUAAUUUGUAGCAAUUAGAAUUCACUUUC
This is a messenger RNA of Hypanus sabinus (Atlantic stingray), 1375 nucleotides long. RefSeq names its product C-type lectin BPL-like. NCBI's taxonomy places the organism in Eukaryota, Metazoa, Chordata, Chondrichthyes, Myliobatiformes, Dasyatidae. The transcript has 6 exons. Gene Ontology annotation, molecular function: signaling receptor activity. The coding region runs from base 203 to 1291 and encodes 362 amino acids. The record is from RefSeq and is a predicted model, not a curated record.